AUGUCGUCGCAAAGCGGAACCAUCAGCUCAUGGCAAGAUGUGCCGAUGUCAGCAAACGCACGAUACCAGUUCCAGCAAUACCUCGCUCGUCUGCCCUCUGCGUCCGGCACAGGCAGCAGCAGCAGCAGCAGCUCUUCCCCAUCUGACGCCGACGCGCUUCUGCGACGCAGUGAAAGUCUCGCUUCUCGCGUCGAUGCGCUGCAAGUCCAGAUUUCUGGCAACAAUGGCUCUUCCGACGAUCCGCAGCUGUUCUGGUCCACCUUGACGUUGUUGACCAACCUUCGGCAGCUGGCAUCACAGCUUCAGCGUGCACCUUUCGAUUCUACCCAAAAAAACGCGACGGAGACAGCGUUGGCGAGGACACAACAGGGCGUGGGGAUUGUAGAAUCGCUUCUCUGCGUGCUGUCUGUCUCAAGUCAGAAGGAGGAGGUGGGCGGUGCGUUUACUGCGCCUGUCCGCUCGCAGUCUGCAGCGGCAGCGUCUGCCGCACAAGAGACAAAGGGAGACUGGCGGGGUUACGAAUACUGGAAGCAAAAGACGCUCUCGGCGGUCGAUGCCGAUGACGUUGAUGCCCACUCUACCUCUUCAGUCGAUGAUGACGAUGAGGCGGCCUCUGAUGCUGAAUCUGUCCUCACCGAUCCCGACAUUCACCUUGCCAACCCUGCCACCACAAAACUUGGCGGCAUCAAACCCGAUUCACCCUCCCUCGAAGAAGACGACUGGUCCGAAUAUGAUCGAGCCCCUCGCACCUCCCAUUCAGCCCCCACAUCCCCGCCGCCACCUCCAACCGCGACCGCGAGUGACACAAUCCUGCAAUCCGAUCGAGCCACGCACGAAGCCCUCUCCUCCGAACUCCUGCGCAUGGCCUCGGUGCUCAAAUCCAACUCGCUCGCCUUUGCAGACUCGCUCGAACGCGAUCGUCUCCUCCUCGAAAAAGCCGGCACCGACCUGGGCUCCAACUUGGACCUCAUGACACGCACUCGCGGCAAGCUCGGCGUCUACUCGAAAAAGGCUCGCAGCAUGGGCUGGUUCACCCUCUCGGCCAUCCUCGUCGUCAUCGUCAGCUGGAUGCUCAUGUUCCUGCUCAUCCGACUGACCUAA
This is a messenger RNA of Sporisorium graminicola, 1101 nucleotides long. RefSeq lists its product as uncharacterized. The coding region runs from base 1 to 1101 and encodes 366 amino acids. The transcript has a single exon. Gene Ontology annotation, biological process: retrograde vesicle-mediated transport, Golgi to endoplasmic reticulum. NCBI's taxonomy places the organism in Eukaryota, Fungi, Basidiomycota, Ustilaginomycetes, Ustilaginales, Ustilaginaceae. Gene Ontology annotation, cellular component: endoplasmic reticulum; SNARE complex. Gene Ontology annotation, molecular function: SNAP receptor activity. The record is from RefSeq and is a predicted model, not a curated record.